AUGACAAAAAGCCAUGAGCUGAACCCGGCGGACAACGUGCAGCCAAAGACCAAGGCUCACCCCCAGAACCAAGAACAACAACUAGAGGCUUCUGGUCUAUCAGUCAUCGGCGAGCAGGCAAACCCAGACGAGUUGUAUGGAAGACUAGACCUUGUCUUGGGCCUGCAUAACCUGUCUCCGCCUUGGACUCCUGUUGGUUCGUCGGUAUCUUCACAUCAGGAUUCUCUGCCCAUGACGCAGCAGGCUCCGAUAAUGUUCGAAAAGACACCGCGUUCAAAUACGGCAAUAGAAGUCUUUGAUACUUCCUUGCACAAUCCAUUCUCUUCUCGAGACCGUAGCGAAAAGGAAACAGUGAGCCAAGAGGUCGAUUGGCUUGAUGGAUGCAGACAAUUGUUUGAUGAACAUGGCGUUGCGACGCAGAGUCUGGGAAAAGCUCUGCAAAGACUCGCAAAGUAUAUUAUUGAUGAAUACGCACCCAAGAAAAGUUUGGUCAUCACGCCAGACAAGAUUGCAGCUUUCUAUACUGCCUACCGGCAAGACUCCGACGUGGUGCCGUUCGUAGUCGAUGUCAACGACUGUCUAGAAGACUUUUACGAUCGCUUGCGCAUUGAGCACCUCCUGAUACAAAAGAACAUCUGCAGUCGUCCCAGAAUUCCGGCACUGAGUGUUGAUGGCUUUGCUCGGUACCUGGCCAUUUGCGUGCUUGCGUACCCAAAUGAGGAGAUUCGUCGACUGGAUAGGGCAUUCGUGGAUCUACCUUUGGCGCUGGACGCGGUCGAGCUCAAUGAAAGGGCACGCGGCAUGCUCAAGACUAUCCCCGAGGCAUAUCUGCCAAUCAAGCAUGACCGGGUGCUGAGGAGGCGUUUGGAUGAUGCCUUUCUCAUGCUGAUGACUGACUUGAAGAUGACCAAAAGCAUAUGCAGAGACCGCCAGUAUAUGUCGCCCAAUGUUAGCCACCGUGGUAGGGAAGCCGGCGACUAUUUCUCUAUACCAAAAUCUAAUCCCUUGUCACCCAAAUCGUACUGGGCUACAAGGGAUGAUCGCGUGAGACUGUAUAGUCCACGUGAGUCGCAGGCAAAAUACAUCCCAGGGACACUGCAGACAAUCGAUGACGACGUCGGACAAGACCGUGGCUUCACCAGAUGGAACCGGCCUCAAUUCCGUUGGGAGUCCAGUAGUUCCUCGCGAUCUGGUGCUUCCGAUACGUCCAUGGGGGGAAGGCUAAAUGUGACCUCUCCAGCGGCAAGAGAUCCUCCAUUGUCACCGCGGAAUGCGCGGUCAUUGGAUCAAUACGGCACGGCCGUGGAAAAGGUUGCCUUUGGCCGAAAUGAAAGUCCACAGCUCCGUCUCGACACCGCGUCCGUCCUCAACAUUUAUCGUCGAGGGCCACCUAGUUCUGCGCCCUCGAGUUAUGUCUGCACGCCGUCGGGGUACUCGUCCAAACCACCGAUAGACGGCCGCCGUGUCUCUACAGAUUCAUUGAAUCACAAGGUGCAAGAAAGGCGGCAUGAUGAAUUGGCAAUCAAUGGUCCGCUAUCACCUCUGACUGGUGUCAGCCCUCGCCAGACGAGUGCUCGCCCAUACCAUGAGCGCCAGCGGAGCUCGGAGAUCAAACGCGACUCUGCCCGUGGAUACCUGGGCGACAAGCACGAAAGCUACAUUGAACGGAGCAGUAGUGGUCGAGGCUUUGGUGGAAAACAUAAUGACUCUCAAUGGGCCGAACGUGAACGUAAGCGCGACACCGAGCCCGAGAGACAGUCUUCACAUCGCCGCUCUCAGCCCCUCCAACGCCCGAAUGUCGUGAGGACCGAGUCCAAUCGGGACGACCGCGGGAGGUCAUCUCGAGAUGAAGACGCACACAAGAGAGACCACAAGAAGAGCGAGAAGACGGCAACGGCGAGACGUCAUUAG
Pestalotiopsis fici W106-1 is the source of this 1911-nucleotide messenger RNA. RefSeq lists its product as uncharacterized. The record is from RefSeq and is a predicted model, not a curated record. NCBI's taxonomy places the organism in Eukaryota, Fungi, Ascomycota, Sordariomycetes, Amphisphaeriales, Sporocadaceae. The coding region runs from base 1 to 1911 and encodes 636 amino acids. The transcript has 4 exons.